Eublepharis macularius is the source of this 3030-nucleotide messenger RNA. It is a transcript of the gene SMPD1, whose product is annotated as sphingomyelin phosphodiesterase 1. The transcript is spliced from 6 exons. Gene Ontology annotation, molecular function: acid sphingomyelin phosphodiesterase activity. Gene Ontology annotation, biological process: sphingomyelin catabolic process; ceramide biosynthetic process. The record is from RefSeq and is a predicted model, not a curated record. Gene Ontology annotation, cellular component: lysosome. NCBI's taxonomy places the organism in Eukaryota, Metazoa, Chordata, Lepidosauria, Squamata, Eublepharidae. The coding region runs from base 660 to 2312 and encodes 550 amino acids.
GGAAGCAACUGGUGGACUGCACCGGAGGCCAGUGGCCUGGCUAGCUUCGCCAUCUAUACAUCCAGCUGUGCUGCUCGGAAAGUGAGGAGGGCUGAGGGCUUUGCUCCCUGGACUCCCCAACUGGUGGCUGGCCAGGUGGGAGGCGGGCAGCAGCCUGUGGACAGAGGCCUCCUGGGGAAGGGGGGACUUUGUCCCUCCAGCUCCUGCCGGCCUGCUUAUGCAAAGGGACUCUGCCCCCGCAAGCCCUUCCUGCUAGGAACAUUGUCCCAGGCUCUUUGGUUAACGUGUUGCCUCUCUGCCCACUUCUGGAAACCAGCUCUGUUGCACCCGUCCGGGGGAGGAAUGUUGGUGCCCGUGGCACGCUUGGCAUGUUGAUCCAGAGCUUCUCUUCUGUCUGUGGGGAAGGUGCCCACGCUCUUGGGCAAGGUCCUUCCAGGCCGAUCCGUGGAAAUAACUCCCUGCUGAGAUUCCAGAGCUGUUCCCUGAAGCCUGGGCUGGGUGGUGGCAUCUUCCCCCGCUGAGAUUGCAGACCGGGGAGGGGGUGCAGCUGUGCUGGGAGGGGAGUGCCUCGUGCUACUUGUUCCCGGAGCCGCAUUUCAUCAGAGUGGGAUAAUUGCUGCCACGCCACACCCGCCGUGUGCUACUCUUGCGCUUUCGCAAUGAUUCAAGGCCACCGACUGCCUUACAGAAUUGCGUAUCUGAUGCAUCAGCCAGGAGGACGAAGGAAGCAACUCGUUUUCAUGCAGUUGGAAGCCAGCAUGACUCGCAUCCAGCACCUGGCCGUGAGUGUGUGCGUGGACCUGCACUUGGCUCGUACGGAGGUGUGUGAGGAGAUCAUCCAGCUCUUUGAGCAGGACAUGCUGACCGCCUGGACCCGCUCCAUCCUGCGCCCGGCUGAGAUCUGUGGGCUGCUGGUGGGCUCCCAUUGUGGCCACUGGGACAUCUACUCCGACUGGAACGUCACGCUGCCUGCCGUGCCCAAGCCCCCUGUGCAGCCUCCGGCGCCCCCACCGCCCGGCGCCCCCACCGCCCGGGUGCUCUUCCUGACCGACCUGCACUGGGACCAGGCCUACCUGCCCGGCAGCGACCCCACCUGCAAAGACCCCUUGUGCUGCCGGGGGGGACAGCCGCGGGGGGCAGGGGCCGGCUUCUGGGGCACCUACAGCAGGUGUGACUUGCCCCUCCACACCCUGGAGAACCUGCUGCAGCACCUCGCAGCCUCCGGGCCUUACGACAUGGCCUACUGGACUGGAGACAUCCCGGCACACAAUGUCUGGCAACAGAGCCGGGCAGACCAGCUGUACGCCCUCCGCACGGUCACUGCCCUCAUCCAGAAGUACCUGGGGCCGCUGCCUGUCUACCCAGCAGUGGGCAACCACGAGUCCGUGCCCGUGAAUUCCUUCCCUCCCCCAUACGUGUCUGGGAACCAGUCUUCUGCCUGGCUGUACGAUGCCAUGGCCCUUGCCUGGAGUGCGUGGCUGCCACCGGAGGCCCUGGCAACGCUGAGGCUGGGGGGGUUCUACACCCUCCGGAUCCAGCCCGGCCUCCGCCUGGUCUCACUCAACAUGAAUUUCUGCUCCGAGACGAAUUUCUGGCUCUUGAUCAAUUCCACGGACCCGGCUGGGCAGCUGCAGUGGCUGGUGAACAUCCUCCAGGGGGCAGAGGAGAGCAGCGAGAAGGUUCACAUCAUUGGACACAUCCCCCCUUCUCACUGCAUGCGCAGCUGGGGCUGGAACUAUUACCGCAUCAUCAACAGGUACGAGGGCACUGUGGCUGGGCAGUUCUUUGGCCACACCCAUGUCGAUGAAUUUGAGAUGUUCUAUGAUGAGGAGACGCUCAGCCGGCCAGUGGGCGUGGCCUUUGUGGCGCCAAGCGUCACCACUUUCGUCAGCCUGAACCCAGGGUACCGGGUCUACCUGCUGGAUGGCGUCUACCCAGGCAGCUCCCACAUGGUGCUGGAUCACGAAACGUUCAUCUUGAACUUGACGGAGGCCAAUGCCCCAGGCGCUGUGCCCCGCUGGCAACGCCUCUACGGGGCCCGGGAGACCUACGGCUUCUCUGCCGCCUUCCCCGCAGACUGGGAUCAACUGGUGCGCCGGUUCCAGGUUGAUGAGCGCCUCUUCCAGCGAUUUUGGUACCUGAUGUACAAGGGCCACCCGCCCCGUCAGCCCUGCCGUGAUGCCUGCAAAGUGGCCCUGCUGUGUGCCCUCCGCACGGGGCGGGCUGGGGACCCUCGAUUGUGCCAGUCCCUGAGCCACGAGUUGCCCUUCCACGAAAUACAGGCACGGUGGCGGCUGCGGCAGUUUUGUUAAGGGCAGGGAGCUGCUCGGCCUGUUCAGAGCAGCAGGAAAUGGACGACACCUGCCUGAGGGCCACGCCUGGAGUGGUGCCCCGUUCCUAAUGGGGGGGAGCCUGUACCACCACCCCCACCCCCACCCCCAGAGGGAGUCAGGGCUCGCUGAGUUCUUCUGUCCGAUAGCUGGCAGCGCAGUGAAUGAAUGGGCUGCGGCAUUCCUAGAGCAGUAUUUCUUUCCCCAGACCAAAGCGGAGCAAGAGAGAACGUCCACUCCUCUCUGGAAGUCUGGCCUGAUUGAGACAGCCAGCGGAGGGGAGGAAGGGCCCUUGGCUGCAUUAGGUUCACACACACACACACACACACCCCGCAGCCCUCGUUCCGUCUGCCUCGGGGAGCACCGUGUCUGGUCAGCUCGGGUGGCCGUGGGGCCCCGUCACGUGGUCCGGCUCUGCUCCUGUGGCAGUCCUUGCCUGGUUUUGGCUAAGCAAUGGACUCCCCCCCCCCCAACUCGCCCAAAAGUCACCAUCCUGUGGUCUAAGGAAUCCCCCUCGCUCCGUGUGGCUUCUGGGACCCCGUGAAGUUGCUGCGCCCCACAUCUGUGGAGCCUGCUAGUGUGGGACCCCGUAACUCUUUGCACAUGUACAGGGCGUGGCUGCUUCUUUCCCAGCACAAGUGAGCAGCCACCCAAGCGAUCGAUCCCUCUGUAUUUAUAAUAAAUCCAUGUCCCCAAACUG